AUGCAGGAAGUACAGGAAUUGGUGCAGGAACGGCUUCGCGAAGUGACUACCUGUCGAGUAUGCAUGGACCAGCCAAUAAGCAGAGUCUUCUUUCCAUGUGGUCACACCAUCUGCUGCUCCGCCUGCUCUGAGCGCAUUGAUCAAUGUCCCGUUUGUCGGAAGGCCAUUGACCUACGACAUCCUUGCUUUUUACCUUGGGCCAUUUCAGCAGGAACCAACAGAUUUCCUGAUAAACAGGACAUUAGGCCCAGUCUCGAUUAUGAUGCUGGUCAGGUUGGCCAUCUGUGCCUUAACAUCGGUCCUGGAAGCCGGCGGCGUCAUUCUACUAAAUCAGCAUCAGGCGGCCGGCGCUCUGAGAUCGAAAGCCCUAUAGAGACCAGCUCCUAUCAGGGCCUCGACCAGGUGGUUCCAGUUGAAUCAUCCCCAGUCACGAUGCCUCUUGAUUGCAACACUGGUAGCCUUAGCGAUCGCCAGGCCCCUGUUGAUGCUGCAACAGAGACUCUCUGGGAGGAAGAAGAAGAUGAAUAUUCCGAUUUUAAAGGCAUGGAUAAUAAAGGACUGACUGAGGAAGUUGCGUCGGCCUAUCGUGCCAAAGGACGAUCUAUGCCUCUGCGAAUUUCCGGCUUGCAUAGGCGUAGCUUGAAGGAACAAUCACAAAUGAAUACACGGCAUUCCCCGGCUGAGUCGAGACUUACAGUACUUCCAGAAACUUGUCCUUAUACUUCUGAUUCAGACACACUUGAGCCCACUCCAAUAGCCGCAGCAAACGCCAAAAUAGAGGCUCCUACCAAAAGUGCUUUAUCUUCUGCUAUCGCUGUUUUCAAUAGCGCCUUAACCGUUACCCCAGCUACUAGUGCUACGGGUGUAAUAACUACCUCUUUUGCCUCUACCUCCGCUGCCACCACUGUCAUUUCUGCCUUCUCCGAUUCAAUCACUUCAACAUCGCCAACUAUAGAAUCGCUGACUGCAUGGUCCCAGUUUCCUGAUAGCACAUUGCGGCGCAACAACAGUAGCUCGGAAGCUGUUUUAUGCUACAGCAUGACCGAUUGCUCUGAGGUGAGCGCCAGCCUAUCCUCAGAGUCGCUAGAUAAGUCAUCAUUGCUCAUCCAAGCCUCCUCAUUAACGUCUUACGAAGUAGGGUCAUCCGGGGUCUCUGAAGUAUCUUCAGCCGGUAACGGUUCCUUUGGACGGACUCUAUCUAUCUCCAAACUCGGUUAUUCGUACACAGAUUCCUCUAAUCUCGGCAGUGGCCCUCUCUUAGACAAAAAGAUGGCCUUCUGUACUCCGCCGAUCUCCAUACACGAUAGGCAGACCGAAACUUUUAGACCAACACUCCUACUUAAAAGUGGUUUGAAGGAAAGGAGGGAUAGCAAAGGAGAUGAAAGGGUGGAAAGGGAGAGAAUAAGUGAAGCUCAAGAAAAGAAAGAGAGAGAGGCAGCAUCAGAAGGUGCUGCUUCGAGUCGAGUGCUUAUGGCUAUGGAUGUAGAUAAGAAUAAAUCUUUUACUCGCAAAACUAAAUGCGCUCUCGGAGAAGAUACUUCGAUGCCUAUCCAGCAAGUAAGAAUCAAGCCUGUAGUCAGCUUCACACUUCAUUUGGAUGACGAUUGA
This is a messenger RNA of Protopolystoma xenopodis, 1608 nucleotides long. NCBI's taxonomy places the organism in Eukaryota, Metazoa, Platyhelminthes, Monogenea, Polystomatidea, Polystomatidae. The record is from the annotation of a GenBank genome assembly.